This is a messenger RNA of Gymnodraco acuticeps, 1494 nucleotides long. Its product is annotated as acyl-coenzyme A thioesterase 9, mitochondrial-like. Lineage: Eukaryota; Metazoa; Chordata; Actinopteri; Perciformes; Bathydraconidae. Gene Ontology annotation, cellular component: mitochondrion. Bases 155 to 1459 code for a protein of 434 amino acids. The transcript has 16 exons. Gene Ontology annotation, molecular function: fatty acyl-CoA hydrolase activity. The record is from RefSeq and is a predicted model, not a curated record. Gene Ontology annotation, biological process: acyl-CoA metabolic process.
CCAACCCGGAAGCUGUUCUGGUAGUCCUGACUUGCCCUGCUACCUUGGCACCGCAGUACCCUGGAAAAAAAUCUGUCACUUUUCUCCUUUUUUACCGAAAUAACCCGCUUUUUUCGUCCCCUGAACCGUUCACGGUUACACCCGGGAAACUACAAUGCUUUCACCGAGGUUCCUGCUCCUGCGGUCGACCGCGUCUUUGACCUCCAGGUCAUUUAGCGUGGGGGCCGUGCUGAAGCAGGGCAAGGCGCCUGACAUGGCUGACGGAAACCCACUUUUGCACGUGUCUAAUGUGAGAAACAGGCUGAGAGAAAUCGUGGGAGCUUCCACAAACUGGAGCGACCACCAGCAGGCCAUGUCUGAGCGCCUGUCGCUCUCCGACAUGUUGGCCAAGUCUCAGGACGACCUCCCCCUCAAGAGGAUGAAGGACAGCAGGCUGGAGGUUCACCUGCCUCUGGGCUCAGAGCCACAGCUCAGGGAGAAAUACCUCACCUUCCACAACACUGUCAGGUUUGGUCGGAUCCUGGAGGAUUUGGACAGUUUAGCAGUCCUCAUCUCUUACUCUCACACCUACAAUCCGGCUCUGAAGAAAACCCCUCUGUCCAUCGUCACCGCCCUGGUGGAUAAGAUUGACAUGAGGCAGCACAUCAUCUACCCUGACUGCGACAUCAAGUUCAGCGGUCAUGUGACGUGGGUGGGAAAGACUUCUAUUGAAGCCAAGAUGCACAUGUCACAGUACCAAAAUGGAGCUUAUUCCCCGAUUCUGGAUGCAACUUUUGUCAUGGUGGCCCGCGAUCCAGAAAACAAGAGGGCAGCUUAUGUAAACCCGCUGAAGCCAGAAGGUCCAGAGGAGGAGAAACUUUUCCAGGAAGGAGAAGCGAAUAAAGUGCGCCGUGUGGAGCUAAGCACGGCCUCGCUGCUGAAGGUGGCGCCGACAGACGAAGAGAGGAAGAUCGUCCACGGUCUGUUCCUCAACACCCUCGACACAAAGACGGUCAGUUUCCGCAGCAGACUCCUGCCUCCGAACUCUGUGUGGAUGGAAGACGCAAAACUGAAAGGACUGGAGAUCUGCCAUCCUCAGGAGAGGAACAUCUUCAACAGAAUUUUUGGAGGUUUUCUGAUGAGGAAAGCGUACGAGCUGGGCUGGGCCAACGCCUGCUCCUUUGGAGGAUGUCGCCCCAGCCUGAUGGCGGUUGAUGACAUCCUCUUCCAGAAACCCGUGGAGAUCGGAUCGCUGCUGCUGCUCUCAUCUCAGGUGUGUUACACACAGGGGAAUCACAUACAGGUGAGAGUUCAUAGCGAGGUGUUCGACCCUCUGACCCGGCAGCACAACACCACCAACGUCUUCCACUUCACCUUCAUCUCUGACCGCGAAGUCCCCAACAUCAUUCCAAUGACAUACGGAGAGUCGAUGCUUUACCUGGACGGAAAGAGACACUUUAAUCAGACCGUGGAUCCCUGAAGGCAACAUGUCUGCCACCUGCCUGCCAAAGCUUU